Thamnophis sirtalis is the source of this 6025-nucleotide messenger RNA. The record is from RefSeq and is a predicted model, not a curated record. Lineage: Eukaryota; Metazoa; Chordata; Lepidosauria; Squamata; Natricidae.
GAAACCAUCCAGAUUAAGGAGGAACCCGCCGAGGUGUCUGUAACGAUACUCGAGCAUCCGAACGCCGAAGGGACGAGUGCGAACAAAUGUGCCCUGUGUGGGAAGACCUUCAGUUGCAAGUCGGACCUCACCAGGCACCAGAGGACUCACACGGGCGAGAAGCCCUUCCGGUGUUUCGAGUGCGGGAAAAGCUUCAGUCGAGGCGAUUAUUUGAUCUUGCACCAAAAGCUUCACCGGGGGGAGAAGCCGUACAAGUGCUCGGAGUGCGGCAAGGGCUUCUACCGAAGCACCCGGCUCAUCUCCCACAAAAGGGUCCACCUGGCCGAGAAACUCUACAAAUGUUUCCGUUGCGGGAAGAGCUUCGGCGACGAGGCCAAGCUCGCCCAACACAAGCAGGCCAAGCACACGAACGAGAGGCCGCACACCUGUGCCGAGUGCGGCAAGAGCUUCCGCCGGAGCACCCACCUCACCAGGCACCAGAAGAUUCACACCCGCAAAGCCCGUUACCGCUGCCUGCAGUGCGAGAAGACCUUCACUUGUCGAAAGCACCUCCUGUCCCACGAACGGACGCACACGGGGGACAAGCCGUACAAAUGCCUGGAUUGCGGCAAGAGGUUCAGCUUCAGCGGGAACCUGGCCUCGCACCUGAGGAUGCACACGGGGGAGAAGCCCUACCUGUGCCUGGAGUGUGGGAAGAGUUUCAGCCGGAGCGCACACCUCACUUUGCACCAGAGGACCCACACCGGGGAGAAGCCAUACACCUGCCUGGAGUGUGGGAGGGCCUUCAGCCAGAGCAGCAACCUCACUUCGCAUCAGCGCAUCCACACGGGGGAGAAGCCCUACGAGUGUCCCGUCUGCGGGAAACAGUUCUCGCGGGGCGACUCGCUGGUCUCGCACCAGAGGAUCCAUGCCGCGGAAAUACUGCUCCUUUUUCCAGAAAUAAUGGCGCUGACGUACAAUCUCCUUCCCAUAAUUUCUUUCUCAACUUCCAUUGGGUUAGAAAAGAGGAACGACGACGGGCAGCGGGAACUGUCGGAGGGCCAAGUGACGGAAAGGCAGCAGGGAAGAGCAAGGAUAUUUGUCAUGGGACCUCUGAUGUCUGGUAAGAUUGGAUCUUUGGCAGAAGCCUUGUCCGCAGUCCGUGCACCGAUACGGCUUCUCUCCCGUGUGGAUUCUCCGGUGGACAAUCAGGUGCGCCCUCUGGCUGAAGCCUUGCCCGCACUCCACGCACGUAUGCGGCUUCUCCCCCGUGUGGGUUCUCUGGUGCACCACAAGGUGCGUCCUUUGCGUGAAACUCUGGCCGCACUCAGCGCAAGCGUAAGGUUUCUCUCCCGUGUGGAUCCUCUGAUGCCGGAUGAGGUUGGACCUCUGGCUGAAACUCUGCCCGCACUCAACGCAGGUGUGAGGUUUUUCUCCCGUGUGGAUCCUUUGAUGGAUCACCAGGUGUGCUUCCCAGGUGAAGGUCUGCCCGCACUCGGUGCACUGAUGGGGCUUCUCUUUCGUGUGGAUUCUCUGGUGAGCCACAAAGUUCUUCCUCCGAUUGAAGGUCUUCCCGCAAUCCAAGCACUGGCGCGGUUCUUCGCCCGCGUGGAUUUUUUGAUGCCGGAUGAAAUUCGAUUGCCAGUUGAACAUCUUCCCGCACUUCAUGCACUGAUAUGGAUUGCCUCUCAGCUCUUCUCGCACUCAGAGCACUUGUACGGCUUCUCCCCCGUGUGGAUUCGGAGGUGCCUCACCAGAUUGGACCGCUGGCUGAAGCUCUGCCCACAGUCGACGCAUUUGUGCGGCUUCUCGCCGGUGUGCAAGCGCUUGUGGAUGAUCAGGUGCGCCCUCCACCGGAAGCUCUUCCCACAGUCCGGACAUCGGGAUACCCCAAGUAUGAAAACCGAAAAGGAAGCUGCAGGCAGCCCCACUGCUGAAUCUGAGGGGAGCCUCCAGCUGGUUGUGACCGGGAUUGUGGGGGAGGAUUUGCCCGUAGCGAUGCCAUCCCAGAUUAAAAUGGAACCGGAAGAAGGGCAGGUGACCACGUGGGAAGACCGAUGGCAGAAUUUCCUUAAAGAAGCAGAGUCCUCUUGCUCCAUGUGGGGAAACACCCCACCCAAAGGCGACUCGGAAAGCCACGGGAGAAGGAUCGUCACCAUCCCGCCCGGCUUCCAGCAGGACGAACAAACCAUUUCCGAGGAGGCCCACCGCCAGCACUUCAGGAGGUUCUGCUACCAACCAUCCGAAGGUCCCCGCAUGGCUUGCAAGCGGCUGAAGAAGUUCUGCUGGGGGUGGCUGCAGCCAGAAAGACGUACCAAAGACCAGAUCCUGGAGCUGGUGAUCCUGGAGCAGUUCCUGGAGAUCCUGCCGAUGGAGAUCCAGAGAAGAAUUCGGGGAUACGGAGCGGAGACAUGUUCCGUGGCGGUUGCUCUGGCGGAGGAGUUCUUGCUGAGGCAGCAAGAGGCAGAGGAGGCAGAAGAGCAGGUCUCAAGUCCAGCUGAUGAACAGGCUGGAGAUUUCUGUGAUUCUGGAGAGCCUUCGAUGGGGACCCCAGAGAGACCUCCCUAUAAAGAGAUGAAACUGGAGGGAAAUGAAGACGCUUCCUUAUUAGAAAGCGACCAAGAGAUGUAUCAACCUAUCGAAGAAGAUCAGACAGACGCUUUCGACAGAUCGGAGAUAGAAGAUGUUGUCAUUGACUACCCCGAAGAAAACGAAACACAGAACUCAAAAGAGAGCGAGCUGGACGGGGUCAACCUCUGGAGGUUCACUGUCCCGCCAAGACAGCACAAAGAUGGGCCACGGCACACCUGCCUCCUUUGUGGGAGAGCGUUCACCCGAAAAUCAAGCCUGAAUAGACAUCUCAUUAUUCAUACUGGAGAGAAGCCCUACAAAUGUGCUCACUGUGGGAAAAGCUUCAACCGGAAGACCAACCUGCUCUCCCACGAGAUGGUUCACGCCAGAGACAAGUCGUAUCAGUGUUCGGACUGUGGGAAAAACUUCAAACCGAAGUGGGGUGUCAACGCCUACCAGAUCGACCACACCGGGGAGAAGGUUUACAAGUGCAUUUCUUGUAAGAAGAGCUUCCGGCAGAGAAUGGAACUGGGGAGGUUGUUGAACGGGCAGAAGAAGGAAUCCACCGCGGGACAGUUGAAAGGGGAGUGGAAAGAUGGAGUCUUUGGCCCUCUAGAAGAGCGCGAGAAAGAGCCGGAAGGCGAGAUCACCGAAGAAAAAAACGUAGCCGUGAUCAGCCCGUACGACGACCUCGAUAAAAUGAACAGCUCGCCGAUGCUGUAUAAGGGAAGGCAGGGGAGCCCCUGCCCGAUUUGCGGGAAGGUCUUUGCCACGCAAUCGAGUGUGAACCGACACAAAAGGAUCCACACGGGAGAGAAGCCGUAUCAGUGCUCCGACUGCGGGAGAAGCUUCAACCAGAAGACCACCCUUCUAACCCACAUUGUGAUCCACACCGAGCAGAAGCCGUAUCAGUGCUCGGAGUGCGGGAAGCACUUCCGGCAUUCCUCGGGCCUGUUGGUGCACCAGAGGAUGCACACGGGAGAGAAACCCUACAAGUGCGCCAUCUGCCGGAAGAACUUCACCCAGCGGGCACACGUGGUCAAGCACUUUGUGAGAAAGCAUGCACGAGAGAAGCCGUCGGCUUACCUUUCUCAGUCCCCCCAGUAGUGGCGGCAGCUGUAACAGGAUGCCACUCUUUCGCUUUGAGUUUGGAAAUUGGUUUCUCUUCAGGAGAAACCUCCCCUCUUUGGGGUCUUCACAACUUUGUCCCCUUGUAGUUCACAGCACUGAGCACUUAAAACCACCAGGCAUGCACGACCCGCAGCCUCAAGGUCACAAGGGGUGGGUUGCCUUUUUGCAGAAGAAACGCUCAAAUUAAGAUCCGAAAUAGACUUGACUGUGCUUUCAAACAGCUCCUCCUCAAACUCGGUUUGUGGUGUGUGUGUGUGUGUAUGUGUGUGUGUAAACAGCACUGUCUGUUUGGGUCAUCAAAUACUCUGAAGACAAAGAUGAAACUGUCAGCUGCCUCGGCAAAAUUGCUGUGCCCCGUGACGUGAAGAUUCCCAAAGGCAGUGAAACCGCAAUGUGGGUCGUCUUCGCUUACUGACUGCUUCAUUCAGUGACCAGUCGAAGUUACAUUGGUGCUGAAAAGCUAACUUUACAACUGAUAUCUGCCCUCAACGGCCUUUCAGUAUGCUUUCUCCUGUGCCUGACUUGUUGUUUUUCCCACUUGCUUGCAGAUUGGAGAGAUUGGAGUAAGAUUGCAAGAGAGUAAGCGGACACACAAUGGGGGAAUACACAUUAAAAGCAAUGUAGUGGCAAUAGCAGCCAGUGUAUUCUUCAUUACAGACCUGCUUACUCUCUUGUAAUCCCUUCCUCUUCAAACUCUCCACUGUGUAAGGGAGAGUAUGGGGAGAAAACAGGUCAGGCGUAGGAGAGCUUUCCUACAGAAAACCCUCUUUUCUUCCCCCCUUUACAGAAUGGAGAGAGGAAGGGAUUACAAGAGAGUAAGCAGAGCACACAAUGGGGACUACACUGGUCUGUUUACGUAGCCAGAACCAAGACAUUGAUUUCAAUGUGUAUUCCCUAUUGUGUGCUUGCUUACUUACUCCCUUGCAAAUCCCUUUCUCUCCAAUGAUUGUAAAUAUACAUGUUCAUUCCCUUUUUUUGCUUAUUAUCCCAGAGGACUGGGAAAGUAGAGAAAAGGGAAACCCAGUGUCGGUCACGUGAUUUCCCACUUAGCGGCCGCUUCGCUUCACAACAGCUACUGGUCCCAAUUGUGGGUGUUCCAGAAUACGGUGGCCAUUUCAAAAGAAUUUGGCAAGUUUUUGAGCGAAUGGGAAUGACUGCAAUGUAUAACUGGUUGUAAACCCUGGCGUUCUUUUGCACUGUAGCUCUUUCAAACGAAAUGCUCAUUUUUUAUGUUACUUCUAGGCAUCCCGGAGUGUAUGUGUGGAGAGGAGAAUGAUGAAAGCACCUGUGACAUUGUGAACAUAAGCUCCACCCCUUUUGUUUAUGUGCCAGGACGUCCGCCCAUAAGAAAGGGACGGAGCUUGCUCUGCAAUGCCUCGACGCCACUUUCGCCCUGUCGAUCUGGCUUCGCAUCUUAACACUUUUUAAUACUUUUUAAACAUUGGAAUUCCCGCGAGGAUUCCGAACUUUUACAGACUGGGAGAAUUUUAACAGGCCCAUAAGGUUGGAUUACAAAUGGUUUCCCAGCUGCUGCGCUGGGGGCGUUGCGCCACCUUGGCAACUUGAAGUGGUGGGUACUUCAGCGCGGGGAAUCUGCCCUCUGAAAUGUUACCUAGACCAGGGGUGGUGAACCUUUUCAGCACCAAGUGACGAAAAGGUGCCACGUGCAUGUGCUUGUCGGGGGGCGCGCCCCGGAAGAGAAGCUGCCAAGUGGGAAUGCGCGCACUGGAAACCGAAAGUUCACUUCCCGGUGCCUUUUCAGCAUGCGCACCGGCCAGCUUCUCUUCCUGUUACUGGUGUGCAUAUGCGCAUGACGAUCAACUGGCAUGCGCGCAACAGAAAUCAGAAGACCAGCUCUUCUGGUUUUGCGGCACUGCCGCGUGUGCAAAAACCAACUGAUUGUCAUGCGCACAUACGCACCAGAAACUCAGAAGAGGGUUCGGUGAGGCUGCGCAUGCCCCUUCGGGCACACGUGCCAUAGAUGUGACCUAGAUGUUUUUAUUCUUUAGCAUCGACUGAUUUGGCUGCUGUUAAGUAGGAACUGAAUGACUUUUCUACUCCGUCUGUUUCUUAAACCAGCCAUCCCAUAUGUAUAGCAAAGCUCCGUUUGGAAAGGAUUGAACCUGUUCUGUUUACUUAAUUAUCAUUAACCGUAACCUGAUGCUUGUUUUUCAUGCUCCUGCUUUGCUGCUGAGAGAGGCUGGAAUAGUUGAACUAAUUUCUCAGAAAAUUUGGUUCUCUGUGGCAACUAAGCGAUGGGCACAAUCUCUGUCGACGGGGAAGUAAAGUAGAAAUAUGUUACUCUUCGCAGAAGCUGAUUAGAAUAAAGCUAAUAAGAACGUUG